AUGACGAGGCGAUCGGGUCCGUUACGUGUAUUCUUUGAAGGGAGCCACAAGGGACGAGUAAAGAUAAACGCCUUUGCUGGAGAAAAUGCCGACGGAAAUAUCCUCCUGGAAUUUGAAGAAUGCCAAGGAAGCAAACGUGUUGAUUCACGUUCUGCUGUGACCCUCGAGAGAUUCAAGAUCCCACACCAGCGUAACAUUAGGGUUUCCUGUUUGAGCCAGACCGGCAGAAUUUUGGAUGAAUGGUGUUGGAUUUCCGAUGAACGCGCUUCUCAUAGGAUGCACCAAGCGCCUCUGCUGAAGGGUCCUGAGUCCUCUGUCCGGCCUGUCCGUAGUCGGUCGCAUCAGGACGAGGGAUUCCCUUUUCUUUGCAGAUCAAAUUUCGUUGAUCGGCGACCGCGCUAA
Molecule: messenger RNA, 402 nt
Organism: Penicillium chermesinum
Lineage: Eukaryota; Fungi; Ascomycota; Eurotiomycetes; Eurotiales; Aspergillaceae
Exons: 1
Coding region: 1-402 (133 amino acids)
Source: RefSeq, a predicted model, not a curated record